Messenger RNA from Dioscorea cayenensis subsp. rotundata (Guinea yam), 1766 nucleotides. Its product is annotated as calmodulin-binding protein 60 B-like. Gene Ontology annotation, cellular component: nucleus. NCBI's taxonomy places the organism in Eukaryota, Viridiplantae, Streptophyta, Magnoliopsida, Dioscoreales, Dioscoreaceae. Gene Ontology annotation, molecular function: DNA-binding transcription factor activity; calmodulin binding; sequence-specific DNA binding. Gene Ontology annotation, biological process: regulation of salicylic acid biosynthetic process. Bases 160 to 1494 code for a protein of 444 amino acids. The transcript is spliced from 8 exons. The record is from RefSeq and is a predicted model, not a curated record.
UACUCACCUUCAUAAGAAUCAUAACCACAUAUCUCUCUCUUCCUCCUCCUCGUCUUAUUUACACUAUUCUCUAUCUAUCUUUCCAUCUAUAAAUUCAACCCAAGUUUCAUAGAAGCUCCUCCCCCUCCUCCUCCUCCUUAAGUGAAAGAAGUGAAGAAAAUGGCAGCUAAAAGGCUUUAUGAAGGAGAUGAUCAGAAGGAAAACCAAGAUCAACAAGGGGGCAAGCGACUGAAGAAACUCCCUUCUUUCUCAACUGUGAUAAGAGAUGUUAUCAUGGCCAAAUCGCUCCAAAACUUCUGCCUUGCAUUAGAACCACUGCUUCGUCAAGUGGUGAAAGAGGAGAUGGAGCAUAAGCUAGCUCAAGGUGCACUAAUGCUUCCAAGGUCUCCACAAAGACAGAUACAAGAGGAAUUCUCAAACCUGAAGCUUAUCUUCAAGAAACCACCCAUCCUCCCAAUCUACACAUUUAGUAAGAUCGAGGAUGAGGAGGGUAACCAUCUUCAAAUACAACUCAUCGACACACUCACCGGUGAAACUCCGGUUGCCUUUCACCGAUUAUCAAAUCUAAAAGUUGAAAUAGUGGCUGUCAAUGGUGACUUCCCUGGUGAUAGAGAAGAAUGGAUGGCUACAGAAUUCAACAAUAAUAUUAUGAGGGAGAGGGAAGGCAGGAGGCCUUUGCUCCUUGGAGAUGUUUCGGUUACUCUGAGAGACGGUGUUGCUUAUAUUACUCAUCUCUCCUUCACAGACAACUCUAGCUGGAUUCGAAGUAGGCACUUUCGUAUAGGUGCAAGAGUAGUUCCUGAAAGCUAUGAUGGACCGAGGAUUCUUGAGGCUUUAACUGAGCGUUUCACAGUCAAAGAUCAAAGAGGAGAAUUGUACAAGAAGCAUUACCCUCCAGCUCUGGUUGAUGAUGUAUGGAGGCUUGACAGGAUCGGAAAAGGCGGCGCCUUUCAUGUGAAACUCGGUGCAGAACACAUUGAGACUGUACAAGACUUCCUCAAGCUCUUGGUCAUUGAUCCUGAUCACCUGAGAGUGAUACUAUCAUCUAUGUCAGACAAGAUGUGGGAGGGAACUAUUAACCACGCAAAAACAUGCCCCAUAGGGUCAAAAAGAUAUUUGUUCAAUGAUCCUUAUUAUGGUAAUACCGUCUUCUUGAAUCCAAUCUGUGAAAUAAUGGGUGUAAUCUUACAAGGCAAUCUCUAUACCCCUGAUCAACUGUCUAUACAGCAGAGAGCUUAUGUGCAGUCUCUGGCAAAACAGGCAUACUACAACUGGGAUAAGCUGGAAGAGACUGAAUUUUCCCUUCCAGCAAACGCUCUCCUUCCAAUAGAGCUGCCAGCACCACAAGGACUGAUGGCUUCUUCUUCAUGGCAUGCUGCCAAUCAAGAGAUAACUACUGUAACUGAGUUUCAAAUUGAAGGACCCAAUGAAUCUCAAUUCUUUGAAGCAGCCUUUAGCUUGGAUUUCUCUGGAUCAAAAACUCAGCCUGAUUGAUUCUUGUCACAUUGAUUCAAAAACGAACAAGAUGUUGCUGAUCAAGAUGUACAUCCUAAGGAUGUAAAUUAUUGGUAUUGAAGGUGGAUUAUAUAUAUGUACUUAGGUUUUACCCACCCAAGUUGCUCCUCAUGUUGACAAAUAAGGCAAAAUGAGCAACAUGAGGUGCUAAUGUAAUGCCAUCUGUCACUUUUCAUAUCAUGCACUUCCAUUUGUGACACAUAUCAUUCAAUAUGUGAUUUAGUCUAUCGAAGAUAUAUAGACAGUCCAAG